CUCGGUGAUGGCCUGGCUCGUCGCCGCCUCGGCCGCCGUCUCCUCAGCAGCAGCAGGAACCCCAGUCCCCGCCGCCGCCGCCUGGGUCCCCGCCGCCCGCGCGCCGGCCGGCCCGGGCCCGCAGCCAUGGAGGACUUCAUCGUGAUCUCGGACGACAGCGGCUCCGAGAGCUCGGAGGGCGCCCGCUCGGGCCGGGCGCGGAGGCUGCGCCGGGCCCUGUCCCGGACCCCGGGCGCCCUGCCCCGCCGGACCGUGGACUUCAUUGACUUAACCAGAGAAGCCAGACCGAGGCCAAAGGAUCGCAGUGCCAUCUGUGUGAUUGAUCUGACGAGAACGGAGGAGGAAAACAGACCUAUUGCCACUCUUGACUUGACUCUGGAACCCGUUGCUCCCUCCCAGAAGGAGUCAGCCAACCCUCAGACAUGUGCCAGCCUCGCGGGCAAAGAGGCGACGGAAGGGCGGGCGGACAGGAGCGCGUGGCCCGCAGCGCGGAGGAUCAUUAACAGCGACCCUGUGGAUUUGGACCUUUUGGAGGAAUCCGCAUUUGCAGGCGCCCACCCCCCUGCAUCCAUCCGCGGGGCCCCUGUGUGCCCGGCACAGCCGAACUGCAGCUCAGCCGCGUUCAAAGAUGACUUGAGCUUCUUGUCCAGCCUAGAUGUUCACUCCCUCUCCCCAAUAAGCAAUAAUGGCAGCAGCAGCAGUCAAAGGGUGCCCUUGCCAUGCCCUCAGCAAGAUGUCCCUUGCCCACCACAAGCCUUGCCAUGCCCACUGCAAUCCUUGCCAUGCCCACCACGAGCCUCCUCCUGCCCACCACGGGCCUUGUCGUGCCCAUCACAACCUGCGCAGUGCCAACUACAAGCUUUGCCUAACCUGCCUCAAGAAAUGCCAUGCCUUCAGAAUAUGUCAUGCCCUCAGCAAAGUAUGACAAGCCCACCUCAGGACUCCUGGCAUCCUCAGCACUUACCAUGCUCACCUCAGGACUCCUGGCAUCCUCAGCACUUACCAUGCCCACCUCAGGACUCCAGGCAUCCUCAGCACUUACCAUGCCCACCUCAGGACUCAACAUGGCAUCCUCAGCAUUCACCAGGCCAACCUCAAAACUCAUCAUGGCAUCCUCAGCACUCACCAGGCCCAUCACAAGACUCUCUCUGCCCGUCUCAAGACUCUCUGGGCCUACCUCAAGGUGUACCUGGCCCACCUCAGAACAUAUCCUGUCCACAGGAAGUGGCACAUCUGCAAGACAUGCCACAGUCACUGGGAGAUAUGCCACAGCCGCCAGAUGUGCCCCAGUCAUCAGGAGACAUGUCACAGUCAUUGCGAGAUGUUCCACGGUCACCAAGAGAUGCACCACAGACACCAAGCUAUGCACCGCAAUCACCGAGAGAUACACUGCUGCCACCAAGAGAUACACUGCGGUCACCAAGAAAUACACUGCCGUCACCAAGAGAUAUACCACGGUCACCAAGAGAUACACUGCCGUCACCAAGAGAUAUACCGCGGUCACCAAGAGAUACACUGCCGUCACCAAGGGAUGCACCACAGACACCAAGCUAUGUACCGCAAUCACCAAGAGAUACAAUGCGGUCACCGAGAGAUACACCGCGGUCACCAAGAGAUACACUGAGGUCACCCAGAGAUGCACCGCAGACACCAAGUUAUGUACCGCAAUCACCAAGAGAUACACCGUGGUCACCAAGAGAUGCACCGCAAUCACCAAGAUGUGCACCCCAGUCACCAACAGGUUUGCCACAGUCACCAAGAGGUAUGCCACAGUCACCUAGAGAUGUGCCAUGGUCACCAAGAUGCGCACCACAGUCUCCAAGAGAUAUGCCACAGUUAACUGCAGAAGUCGCGCAUUUACCUGAUGUGCUCCAUUCACCUGGAGACAUGCCACCCUUGCUAGAAAACAGGCCUGACUCUAUCCCAAAUGAUGUACAGAACCAUGACACUCCUAUGGAUGUCUCAGGUCCAUCUUCUCCAAGCUGCUCUCUCAGCCCACAGUCUCCACAGUCUGAAACUUCCUUAGAGAAAAUUCCCUGGCUCUCUGUCACAGAAACUCCAGCCAGAAAGGGGAUGUCACUGUCAGAGCCUGCCAACCCCGGGUCUGCCCACAUACAAGCACGAUCACCAGCAGGCGCAUUGUACAACAGACCAUGCCUGCAUAGACUGAAGUACUUCUUACGACCUCCGGUGCAUCACCUUUUCUUCCAGACACUAAUACCCGAUAAAGACAUGAGAGAGAACAGGGGUCAAAAACUAGAACCCAUCCCCCAUCGAAGACUAAGAAUGGUAACAAACACCAUUGAAGAAAAUUUCCCCCUGGGGACGGUGCAGUUUCUGAUGGACUUCGUGUCCCCCCAGCAUUACCCACCCAGAGAAAUCGUGGCACACAUCAUCCAGAAAAUCCUGCUCAGCGGCUCUGAGACCGUGGACGUCCUGAAGGAGGCCUACAUGCUCCUCAUGAAAAUCCAACAGCUCCAUCCAGCUAAUGCCAAGACGGUGGAGUGGGACUGGAAGCUGCUCACGUACGUCAUGGAGGAAGAGGGACAGCAUCUGCCUGGGCGCGUCCUCUUCCUGCGCUACGUGGUGCAGACCCUGGAGGACGACUUCCAGCACACGCUGCGGAAGCAGCGGCAGCACCUGCAGCAGUCCAUCGCCAGCAUGGUGCUGUCCUGCGACAAGCAGCCCCACAACGUCAGAGAUGUGAUCAAGUGGUUGGUUAAGGCGGUGACCGAAGGCGCGUUACCUCAGCCCCCAAAUGGGAGUCUCACCGGCUCGGGAACAGGCACCACGAAGGCCGGCAGCAGCCACACGCCUCCCCCUCCCGCUCUGACGAAGAACGCCACGCAGGUGAUCGUGUGCCAGCUGCAGAGGAUGCUGUCCAUAGCCGUGGAGGUGGACAGGACCCCCACCUGCAGCUCCAAUAAAAUCGCCGAGAUGAUGUUCGGGUUUGUGCUGGACAUUCCCGAGAGGAGUCAGAGAGAGAUGUUCUUCACCACCAUGGAGAGCCACCUUCUGCGCUGCAAAGUGCUGGAGAUCAUCUUCCUGCACAGCUGCGAGACGCCCACCCGCUUGCCCCUGUCGCUGGCCCAGGCCCUGUACUUCCUGAACCACUCCACGUCGCUGCUCAAGUGCCAGUCGGACAAAGCCCAGUGGCAGACGUGGGAUGAGCUGGUGGAGCACCUGCAGUUCCUGUUAUCCAGCUACCAGCACGUUCUCAGAGAGCACUUACGGAGUUCGGUGAUCGAUCGGAAAGACUUAAUCAUCAAAAGGAUUAAGCCCAAGCCCCAGCAAGGCGACGACAUCACCGUGGUGGACGUGGAGAAGCAGAUCGAGGCCUUCCGCAGCCGCCUGGUGCAGAUGCUGGGCGAGCCGCUGGCCCCCCAGCUCCGAGACAAAGUGCACCUGCUGAAGCUGCUGCUCCUCUACGCUGCGGACCUGAACCCCGACGCAGAGCCCGCCCCCCAGCACUGGGGCAGCCGCUGAGGCCCCUCCGCACCGAGCACCAGAAUACCUCUGGGACUGGGUCGCCUACUACUUGCAAGUUCGGAAAGUCUGGAAAGUAGUUAAGAGUCUUACAGGACCAAGCCUAUCCUAUUUAUCUGUAGGUUAUAACUUUCUAACUCUUUAGUAAAUAGCUUUUUUAAAAUAAUCCUAUCCUAGCCUAUACUCAAAUAUGGCUUAAAUAUACAAGGUGUAUAUAUUUUUUGAUAAAUUAUUUAUCUAUACUUUUUGAAACAGGUACUAUAAGCACUUACAUGUUUAACAUUCCCAUUCAGGAUAUGAAAAAAAUCCUCUGAACAAAUCCUAGACAUCAAAUGUUACGCAAGGUACUGAUGCCCUGUUCUGAAAGAGAAAGACACAUCCGCUUCUCCCUAACGGAACACAAACAUCAAUAUUAGAUUUGUUAUAUUGCCUAUGAAUUUGAUUUUGUGGCAAGUCUAUUAAGAUAUAAUGUAACGGGGAAAGGAUGGAAAGUUAGAAAUUAAAGAGGAUGAGUGUUAACAAAAAAUGUUAAAAGGAUACAAUAAAAAGGCAAUGGUUUUUCAAAAUACCAAGUUUACUUGCUUACCAGGACUGUGAGUAAGCAGAAUGCAAUAACCACUCUUAAUAGGACGUUUGAGAAAGUAGUAAAGAAUUUUAUUAUUAAAACAAGUAAGAGAUACGAGCUUAACAGAAGACACAA
Molecule: messenger RNA, 4186 nt
Organism: Pipistrellus kuhlii (Kuhl's pipistrelle)
Lineage: Eukaryota; Metazoa; Chordata; Mammalia; Chiroptera; Vespertilionidae
Gene: SIMC1
Product: SUMO interacting motifs containing 1
Exons: 10
Coding region: 127-3486 (1119 amino acids)
Source: RefSeq, a predicted model, not a curated record